CAACAUCUCUCUUUCUCGCUGUAGCAGCCACGUGUCAUAUUCGAUGAGCCACCAUAGCGCUUGUUUCCAGAGCUCUCUGCCACUCUCUAGAACACUCUUGACCCACCCCAGAACACUCUCUUUCCUUCUUCCUCAAUAACUCUUCUCGCUAUAAAACCAACCGUCCAUUCGUUCCCCAUCUCCGAUAACGAAACUAACAAAUCCGCUCUGUUUUCGCACCCAAGUUACUGUAAAUUUCCUGUUAAAACCCAGAAAACCAGAAGCUCUCGCCCCAAUUUUGCAACAACUCUAUAUCGCUGCUCUUCUUGUGCUAUCGUUCUGCAACUAAGCCAUGGCUAAGACAGAAAAGGCCAUUGGCAUCGACCUCGGAACCACCUACAGCUGCGUUGGAGCCUGGGUGCAUGAUCGUGUCGAAAUCAUUCCGAACGAUCAGGGCAACCGAACCACACCUUCCUAUGUCGCUUUCACCGACACCGAGCGGCUGAUCGGUGAUGCCGCCAAGAACCAGGUCGCCUUGAACCCAGAAAACACUGUGUUCGAUGUGAAGCGACUCAUCGGCCGGCGCUUCUCUGAUCCCUCGGUCCAGGCUGACAUGAAACUAUGGCCUUUUAAGGUGGUUCCAGGGCCUGGCGAUAAGCCCAUGAUAGUGGUCAGAUACAAAGGCGAAGUGAAACAAUUUUCUCCUGAGGAGAUCUCUUCGAUGAUCCUAACGAAGAUGAGAGAGAUUGCCGAGGCCUAUCUCGGAAUUCCGAUCAAGAACGCGGUGAUCACUGUGCCUGCAUACUUCAACGACUCGCAGAGGCAGGCCACCAAGGAUGCAGGGGUCAUCGCAGGCUUGAACGUGAUGCGCAUAAUCAACGAGCCGACGGCUGCGGCCAUAGCCUACGGUCUCGACAAGAAGGCGACCAGCAAGGGUGAGAAGAACGUCCUCAUCUUCGAUCUUGGUGGCGGUACCUUUGAUGUCUCGCUCCUCACCAUUGAAGAGGGAAUUUUCGAGGUUAAGGCCACUGCUGGUGAUACCCAUCUUGGAGGUGAGGACUUCGACAACCGCCUGGUUAAUCACUUUGUUCAGGAGUUCAAGCGCAAGUACAAGAAGGACGUUAGCGGUAACGCCCGUGCCCUUCGAAGGCUGAAAACCGCCUGUGAGAGGGCGAAGCGGGCCCUCUCGUCGACGACUCAGACCACGAUCGAGAUCGAUUCCCUCUACGAGGGUAUUGAUUUCUAUGCCACCAUUACUCGAGCUCGGUUUGAGGAGCUGUGCAUGGAUUUGUUCCGCAAGUGCCUGGAGACAGUCGAGAAGUGCCUGCGCGAUGCGAAGAUCGACAAGUCACACGUGGACGACGUGGUCCUGGUCGGUGGUUCCACUCGAAUUCCUAAAAUUCAACAGAUGCUCCAGGACUUCUUCAAUGGCAAAGAGCUCUGCAAAAGCAUAAAUCCUGAUGAGGCGGUGGCCUAUGGAGCAGCAGUUCAAGCUGCUAUCCUUACUGGCGAGGGCAGCGAGAAGGUGCAGGACCUUCUGUUGCUCGAUGUCACGCCUCUGAGUCUCGGCCUCGAAACAGCCGGUGGAGUCAUGACGACGUUGAUCCCUCGAAACACCACUAUCCCGACCAAGAAAGAGCAGAUCUUCUCCACCUACUCAGAUAACCAGCCCGGUGUUCUGAUCCAGGUCUACGAAGGAGAGAGGGCGAGAACGAAGGAUAACAACUUGUUGGGUAAGUUUGAGCUCACUGGUAUUCCUCCUGCUCCUCGUGGUGUUCCUCAGAUCAAUGUCACCUUCGACAUCGAUGCCAAUGGCAUUCUGAACGUAUCGGCCGAGGACAAGACUGCCGGCGUCAAGAACAGGAUCACGAUCACGAACGAGAAGGGCCGAUUGAGUAAAGAGGAGAUCGAGAAGAUGGUUAAAGCUGCAGAGCAGUACAAGGCCGAGGACGAGGAGGUGAAGAGGAAGGUCGACGCCAAGAACGCAUUGGAGAAUUAUGCUUACAAUAUGAGGAACACAAUUAGGGAUGAGAAAUUUUCCGGGAAGUUGGACCCCGCCGAUAAGCAGAAGAUCGAGAAGGCGAUCGACGAAACGAUUGAAUGGCUUGAUGGAAAUCAGUUGGCCGAAGUGGAUGAGUUUGAGCAUAAAUUGAAGGAAUUGGAGGCGAUCUGCAACCCCAUUAUCUCGAAAAUGUAUCAGGGUGGAGACGCGGGUGGCAUGCCUGGUGCAGGGGGGAUGCCAUCGGAUUAUGGCCGUGGGUCUUCUGAUUCAGGCACUGGAGCUGGCCCCAAGAUUGAAGAGGUGGACUGAGGAAGAGAGUCCAGUCGGAGGGUUUUGUCUUUCAAGUUGAUGGAUGGCGUGGGGGUUUAUGCCUUUGCACUUUGCUUCUCUGUUUUUAUUUUGUUUUUUGUUUUCUUUUUCUUUUUUCUUUUUUUCUGUUUUAGGUUAAUGUAAUGCAAUGGGAUGGGAUGGGAUGGGAUGGGGAGUGAGUUGCUUCUUUUUGGUUUAGUUAGUUAAUGUGAAUAAGAGAAUGUAGUGAAGAUUUUCAGGAUAAAAAUAAUUAGUGCUCACGUUUUGUCUA
Molecule: messenger RNA, 2561 nt
Organism: Amborella trichopoda
Lineage: Eukaryota; Viridiplantae; Streptophyta; Magnoliopsida; Amborellales; Amborellaceae
Product: heat shock 70 kDa protein 5
Molecular function (GO): ATP-dependent protein folding chaperone; ATP binding
Source: RefSeq, a predicted model, not a curated record